AUGAAGGUUUAAGAUAACUCUUUUAGAUUACCUGCCUUAAGAUUAUAACCAAGAGAAUAUAAAUUUAAUCUAAGUUAAGAAUCUAUUGAAUAAAACUAAAGCAAAGAAACAAUAUAGUAAAAUGUUUUAAAUCAUUAUAAUCCUUCACCAAUAAGACAUAGGAAUAAAAUGAUGUCAAUCUCUGUCUAUAAUAGUUAAGAGAAGAUAAAACCAUCUAAUUAGACAAAACAAUUCUAAAAUAGUGAAUUUAUCACUUGCUAAAACACCAAUAAUAGCAUUUCAGUUGUCCAAACUAUUAGAAGAUACAGAAGUAAACUCAAAAAACUUGUUUAAAAUAAAAGUGAAAUCAAUUCUAGAGAUCCUCGAUAUUUCUUUUUUAAAGAGCCUUCUGCAUCAAUUAAAUUGAAUAAUCUUUAAGAUAGUUCAAAGCAAGUAGAUAAACUUUUAGAAGAAAGAAUUAAACAACUUAUGAAUAAAGUAUAAAUACUCAUUUCUUCAUAAUCUUUCUAUCAAUAAAAGAAAUAUUAAGCUCAUCUUAAUGUUAACUUAGUUAAAUUAUAAGAUGAAUAUAAUGUGUUAUUCUAAGAUUUUAACGAAUUCUAUUUCUCUUCUAAAAAAAUUGAUUGUAUUUAUUUUAUUUUAAUCAUUAGCAUAAAUUAAAAAUCUAUUGAACCAUAUGCAAAUUAUUAAAAAAUUAUUAAGUCCACUUUAAAAACCUUAUGGAUUAUGUUAAAAAUCAAGUUAAUCAUUACAUUAAAAUAUAUUUGAUUUUAUUCAAGAAGAGAUUAAAGAAUCUACAAUUCAAAGAAUUGAUAAUUCAUAAAUAAAUGGUAGAGUUGAAAAAAAAAUUCAUCAUUUUAAUGAAUAAAAUUAAGAUGAUGAUCUUUAUCAGGAAGAUUCAAAUUCAUUUGAUGAAGAUUAACAAGAUUGGGAUGAUUAAAAUAUAUAAAACUAGAGAGAAUCAUCAAAUAAAAGAAUGAAAAACUCAAAGUCAAAAGGUAGAAUUAAAUAAUAAGGCACCAUGGAUUCUGAUUAAAUUAAAGAUAAUUAAGAUAAUGAAAUAAUUAAAUUUGAUGAUUAAGGAAAUUAAAUAAUCUCUCCAAAUAAAAGGAGAAGAAAGGUUUCUUAAAUAUCUAAUAAUGCUAUUAAUAUUGAAGAUUAAUUACAAGAAUAAAAAGAUGAAGAAUUAAAAGAUAUAUUUGAAAAUAGCCUAAAAUAAACAAACUAAAAGAGUAAAAUAGCUAGUAGAAGAAGAACUGUACUUAAUGGAAAUGAUUAAACUUAAUCUGAUGAAGAAUAACAAUCAGGGAAUGAUAAUUAGAUGAUAAUUUAAGAGGAGGAAUUGAGUGAAAAUGAAUAGGAAUCUGAAAUUAGAAUUUUAAAGAAAAAAGAUUCGAUUAUUAAAAAAUAGGUCCAAUUAGAACAUUAGUUUAAUAGAGAAAUUCUAAUUUAUGAUUAAUAGGAUGAGUAGUAGAAUAGUGAAGAUUGUCAAUCUUUUCGUUAAGAUAGAUUUUUGAUUUAACAUCCAAAUCAUGAAAUGAAUAGUGUUUCAAUACUUGAUAGAUUUAUACGUUUAGAUAAUAUCUAUGAUUAUAAAUUUAUAUAAAGUUGGAAUUAUCAUUUAGCUAAAAUCAGAUAAGCUAAAUUUCUUGAUGAGUUUGAUAUUUGA
Paramecium sonneborni is the source of this 1669-nucleotide messenger RNA. Lineage: Eukaryota; Ciliophora; Oligohymenophorea; Peniculida; Parameciidae. The record is from the annotation of a GenBank genome assembly.